UUAUUUAUUGAGAAAUAUGAGAUAACUCCUGUAAAAAAAAAAAGCACAGCAUUUCACAUUUCAAAAAGUCACACAGGUGCUACAUUGUUGUGAAUGUACAUUUGAUAUUCAUGAAGUGAAACAUCAGGGUAUAGCCAACAUGUGAUGCAUAGUUGUUGUAUUUUUACAUUUUGACGUUGCCCAAUCCUUUUUGUAGCAUGAAAUAGGCCUACAGAGAGCAAGCAGUAACAUAUGGUUCAAGGUUUAAUUAACUCUACUUGGAAUAAGUGAUUGUUUAGCCUCGGUUGCCCAGGCGACAGGAGAAGGGUGCGCUGCAGGAGCGGGGAUGGCCCCGGGAAAAGUGAUACGCAAACCAGACUCCCCUCACCCAACACCUCCAUCCCACAAGCAACAUCCAGGAGACUGCUGCUCUGUCAGACCUGGCCUCAGUUAUGCAAAGCCAGUAGAAGCUCCAGUUAGAGAUCGAUUAUAUUGGACAUGGUGUCAUUUGUGAACGGAUCCAAGACUGUUUCGAAACGGAGACGCACCAUUUGCGCAUCUCCUUCAAAAGAAGCGCUCACAGCGGCCCAUCAGAGGCAGCCUGCCCGGCACAGGAAGCAGACAUUCAUGUCCAAGUUGAGUGACUCCGGGUUCGAGGAAGAUUUAGGGUCCUCCCCGAUUUCAUCCCCGGCUCGGAUAGAUGUGUCUCCUCUGCGUUCAGACGAGCCUACUUCUGGUCGGCUGUCUAACUGGUACAUGCAGUACGGGGACAUCGGUUUCAAGAUUCAGAUGGACAAAGAGGCGCGGUUUUAUUCCUGCAAAAGCUUGGCACACCAGCCACAAUUGACUACAGAAGCACGCUGUAAGCUUGUCAGCUGGCUCAUCCCCGUACACAAACACCUCCAUCUGUCCUUUGAGUGCUGCUGCCUGGCGGUGAACAUCAUGGAUAGGUUCAUGGUUACCACACCAGUGGCUGCUGACUGCUUCCAGCUACUGGGUGUCACUGCACUCCUCCUAGCAAGCAAACAGGUAGAGGUGUUCUCACCGCGGAUCAGCCAUCUCUUGUCAAUGUGCUGUGACGCCUUCACUAAGGAGCAGCUAUGCAACCUGGAGUGUCUCAUCCUCCUCCGCCUCAACUUCCGCCUCUCUGCACCUACACUGGCCUUCUUCCUAGACUAUUACACCAACUGCAUUGAGGAUGCCCAGCUUGAGUCUGAGAAGACAGGUGGUGGCAGAUUUGAAAGAACAAAUACAGACACAAAGAGAUCCGGGCAGUGCAGCAGCCUAGCACAAAAGGUGUGCGAAUUAAGCCUUGCAGACUAUGCUUUCAACAAAUAUCCACCAUCUUUGACUGCUAGCUGUGCACUGAGGAUAGCCAGUGAGUUAUUGACAACAGAACAAGGGUUUUUUGAGCAUGCAGCCAUCCAGCUACAGGACAAGUGGGGCUAUUUUGUUGAUGAACUAUGUACCCAACCAUCUGACAGCCCUGAUCUAUCUGAGGCAGACUCUCAGGCAGUAAAGGGCCACUUCUUGUAUGUGAGUCAGGGGAAGCACACUCUAGCCCAGGAAUGCAAAGAGAACCUGUUGCUGUUGGUGUCAUUAAACCAGGAGACAAUGGAAAUGAUGUCUGCCAUGUGACAAGUGUGCCACCAGUCAAAUGUUACCAAAAUCACUUAUUCCCCUCCUCAUUGGGAUUUAUAUUCUCCGGGCGGGUUGUAUGAAGGUUACUAUUUCAAAAGUGAAGUCUGAUGUUUAUACAAUCAAAUCAUCAUUUUUACCUCAUUAUGUUGAUCUGAAGGAAUGUUAAUGCAGCAUAAUAGUUUGAUUUAUUUUACUGAUACGGGUUAUGUUUACCAAUAAAGUAUAUUAUUAUAUUCUGUUCAUUUUUAUUCUAUCAGUCACCGUUUACUGUGUCUUUUUGCUAUUGAAGAUAUGUUACUGUUGCAA
Messenger RNA from Notothenia coriiceps (black rockcod), 1926 nucleotides. RefSeq names its product cyclin O (gene ccno). Bases 478 to 1617 code for a protein of 379 amino acids. The record is from RefSeq and is a predicted model, not a curated record. The transcript is spliced from 3 exons. NCBI's taxonomy places the organism in Eukaryota, Metazoa, Chordata, Actinopteri, Perciformes, Nototheniidae.